Messenger RNA from Quercus lobata, 2242 nucleotides. RefSeq names its product Actin-like ATPase superfamily protein (gene DIS1). The record is from RefSeq and is a predicted model, not a curated record. The transcript has 9 exons. Bases 493 to 1779 code for a protein of 428 amino acids. NCBI's taxonomy places the organism in Eukaryota, Viridiplantae, Streptophyta, Magnoliopsida, Fagales, Fagaceae.
AGUGUAAAAAAGAAGAAAAAAAAGCCCACAGACACAGAGAGAGAAAGAAAGAGUCUUGAGAAGAGAAAGAAAGAUGUCAGUCGUCAGUGGGUGUGUUGUUUGAUUGCGAAGAAAAGCAUCAUCGAAGAAACGCCAAAAAAAUACACGCAUACACACAAACACACAAAAAUAUUUUGAAAAUUCAGGGGGCUCAAAAACAGUGAUGAGCAAGUUUAUGCGACUAAUAUUAUUCAGCUUUCACGCUCGUCGUUGUUGUUGCUGUUGUUAUUAUUGUUGAGAAAUGAAAUGGGUGGAGCGACAAUCACCAACUCUUGUGUGUUGAGUCGCUGCUUUCGCUUGCGAUCCAAGCCUAAGUCUCAAUCACCAUCACCUUCUUCUUCUUCUUCCUCCUCAAAGUGCUCUUCUUGACCAUGAUCCUCUGCCCUAAACUCUCUCUUGGAUCUCAGUCGCAGAUCCAUUUUCAACACCAACGCUUCCUUUUCUCUCCUUCUCAUGGACCCCGCUACGUCUCGCCCCGCUGUAGUUAUCGACAACGGCACCGGGUAUACUAAGAUGGGGUUCGCCGGUAAUGUUGAACCAUGUUUUAUUGUUCCUACAGUAGUUGCAGUAAACGAGUCGUUUUUGAACCAAUCUCGAAGCUCCUCAAAAGCCAGUUGGCUAGCGCAACACAGUGCUGGUGUGAUGGCCGAUCUUGACUUCUUCAUCGGUGAUGAGGCAGUUGCGAGAUCUCGAUCUAGUACUACUUACAAUCUCAGCUACCCAAUUCAGCACGGCCAGGUGGAAAAUUGGGACGCAAUGGAGCGGUUCUGGCAGCAGUGUAUAUUCAACUAUUUGCGGUGUGAUCCGGAGGACCAUUACUUUUUAUUGACCGAGAGUCCACUUACUGCACCGGAGAGUCGCGAGUAUACUGGUGAAAUUAUGUUUGAGACAUUCAAUGUUCCUGGGCUUUAUAUAGGGGUGAAUUCCGUGCUCGCUCUUGCGGCCGGGUAUACUACAUCUAAGUGUGAGAUGACAGGGGUUGUAGUGGAUGUUGGAGAUGGGGCUACUCAUGUUGUACCUGUUGCAGAUGGUUAUGUCAUUGGGAGUAGCAUUAAGUCAGUUCCUAUUGCUGGGAAAGAUGUAACUCUUUUCGUCCAGCAGCUUAUGCGGGAAAGAGGAGAGCAUGUGCCCCCUGAAGACUCAUUUGAAGUGGCUCGGAAAGUGAAGGAAACUUAUUGCUACACUUGUUCUGACAUUGUCAAGGAAUUCAAUAAGCAUGACAAAGAACCAGCAAAAUAUGUUAAGCAGUGGAGAGGUAUUAAACCAAAGACUGGCGCACCAUACUCCUGUGAUAUCGGCUAUGAACGUUUUCUUGGCCCUGAGGUUUUCUUUAAUCCUGAAAUAUAUAGCAGCGAGUUUUCAACCCCCCUACCAGCUGUAAUCGACAAGUGUAUUCAGUCUGCACCAAUUGACACAAGAAGAGCAUUGUAUAAGAAUAUAGUACUGUCUGGAGGCUCAACCAUGUUUAAGGACUUCCAUAGGAGGUUGCAACGAGACUUAAAGAAGAUUGUGGAUGCCAGGGUUCUUGCAUCAGAAGCUCGACUUGGUGGGGAAAUAAGAUCACAACCAGUAGAAGUUAAUGUAGUCAGCCAUCCCAUCCAGAGAUUUGCAGUUUGGUUUGGAGGCUCUGUACUUGCAUCAACACCUGAAUUUUUUGCGGCUUGCCAUACAAAAGCAGAGUAUGAGGAGUAUGGUGCGAGCAUAUGCCGAACUAAUCCUGUUUUCAAGGGCAUGUAUUGAUGCAAAAAACCAUUUUGGCUGAUCAUUGUUUUGUGAUUAAGAUGCUCAAUGGAAUGCCUCGCCAUUUCCACCUUCCUUAUGCACCUCAAUUCACUUCACCCUAUCUUCCUCGGCAUUUAAUUUUCUUGAGUUGGUGGGAGGGGAUGUAAAAUAUGUUUAGAUUCAUUUUUGUAAGAAUAUGUGGGUUUCCUGUAUCCAUUCUUUCAUUAGGGGGUAGCAGUUCUGCUCUCAGCAGCCAAAAGGGAAUGGCCAUUGUCAUUGGGGCAAACGUUAACCCAGCUGAAAUGCAAUUCUAAUGUUCAGCUUAGAUAGAGUUGGUAAAAUAUUUUUUUUUUCAAACAAGAAAAAAAUUAAGAACGAGUAGUCCACCAAGUACAUUCUUAGGUAGGAAGUAAAAUUCAUUUCGAUUGAGUUAUUGUAAUAUGAGAACUAAUUUGAGUUAUAAAUGUUUUUGCUUGAAUUC